AGGCGUUGGAAGAGGCUGGGAAGCUGGCAACGAGGCCGGAGCGCCUGAGAGCCCGUGGCCGCUGCCUUCGCGCCGCCGGGGAGGGGCGCCUGGGGGAGAAAGCGAGCACGCUGGUGCUCAGGCUGGAGAGAAACAAAGAAGCUGGGAGCGCAGCGAAGGAGCUUUUCUUCGGGGGUGCCUGCGCGCUGAGGAUGCCGCGCGGCUAGUGAAGGAGCCCGGAGAAGAUUGUGUGCUGUAUACUAUGGGAUGGGUGAAGAAGAGAACAGAUACACAUCUCAGCUCAAGGAUGUGUAUGACAGCUGUGACACCACAGGCACUGGGUAUUUGGACAAGGAGGAGCUGACUGAACUGUGCCACAAACUACAUCUGGAAGGACAGCUCCCCUUACUUCUGGAAACACUUUUGGGGAAUAAUCACUUUGCCAGAGUUAAUUUUGAAGAGUUUAAGGAAGGUUUUGUGACCAUAUUGUCUUCAACUAUUAAUCUUGGCCUUUCAGAUGAUGAGAGCAGCUACCUGGAGCCAGUUAUUCCAGAUGAGAUUGAGCCCAAGUACAUCACCAAGGCCAAAAGGUAUGGCCGCCGGACAAGGCCAGAACUUGAAAGUACCAAGUUGGAAACCCCCAAAUAUUUACAAGAGGAGCAGAGAAAGGCAAAUGUUAAAAGUCAGCUGAGGCGUUCAACUUCUUUGGAGAGUGUGGAGAGUCUCAAAUCAGAUGAAGAGGCUGAAAGCUCAAAAGAACAGCAGCAGCAGCAGUUUGAGGGCCAAGGUCAGAUGUGUACCUGGGAUGAUAACCUGAUUGACAACCCUAGAGAAGUUCCCACCUUGUAUUUGAACAUGUCUGAGAAUCAGAUUCAGGUUACUUGGGAAGAUCUUGGCAUUGGAAAUAAUGGAUACCUCAACAAACAAGAGCUGGCUGCUGUUUGUAAGAACAUUGGACUCAAAGAGAUGGAAAAAGAGGAACUUGAAGAAUUAUUUUACAAGUUGGAUAGUGAUGGAGAUGGCAGAGUAAGCUUAAAGGAAUUCCAGUAUGGCUUCUUCAGCCACAUCUGCAUUCCUUGUCCUUGUUCUUCCACGCCACUUAAAUCAAAAAGGCAAAGAUCACUCUCUAACCAGAUUUUGAAAGACAAUGGACAACCAGCUGCAACUCCACCUUUUUUAUCUGGCUCUGUGGCUUUGAAUCUUUUCUCUAGCAUUGAUGAUGGCAGUGGUUUUGCAAGUGUGGAACAAGUUGUCUCCAUUUGGGCCUGGGAAGGAGUUGAAAACUGCAAAGAGAUUUUUAAGAGUCUUGAUUGCAACGUGGAGGAGAAAGUGAACCUUAAAGAGCUCUCUGUAGUCCUUGAUGAUGAAUUAAUUGCUUCAAAAAAUGGACUUCAACAGGCAGCUGUUGCCUCUUAUAAACAUGAACUUCAUCAUCUACGAACACAAGUGGAACGGAUUUCCAGUGAGAGAAACAAAGCAAGAGCUGAGGCGGAGAAGGCUGAAAAGAGGAAUUGGCAACUUUUCAAGGAAGUGGAUGAUAACUACAGUGCUCUGGAGCAUCACAAUGAAAGUAAACUCAGAGCUCUUGAGCAAGAUUUCAAAGAGAAACUAAUGGCAGUCAAGUCUGAAGUCAAGGUGGAAAGGGAAUUGCUCAUGCAGCAAGUGUACCAUCAGAGAACCAAGUUAGAAGCAGAUCUCAGGCACUUUAAAGAGGAGGAUUCUAGCUUGCGGAAGAAGCUGACCUUGAUGAUCAAGGAAAACAGUCGCCUGCAGAAUGAAGUUGCUGAGGUGGUUCAAAAGCUGACUGAAUCUGAAAAUCAAGUUUUGAAACUUCAGAGAGAUCUUAAUUUCAUGUUGAAAGACAAGCUGGGACUGCUAGAUCCAUUCAGCACAGAGCUGUUUGAUCAAGAAGAACAUUUUGCUGCCAUCAUUCGAGAGUAUGAACUGCAGUGUCGGGAACUGCAUGACAAGAACGAUGAGCUGCAGAUGGAGGUGGAAAAGCUGAGAUCCCAGCUGCAUGCAAAGAAGCCUAAUCUGGCAUGCUAUAAAAUGAAGACCAGCAACACUGGAGAAAGGCCCUUGCCUGGAAGUGAAAAAACUAGAGUUAUAGACAACAUUCAAAGGGAUGAUCAUCUUCUUGGAUACCAGCAUUUACCAAUCAAAGGCCAAAAUGAUGACACUUUCAUAACAUCUGAUCCCUAUUCAGUAAGUAUAGAAACAGAACUUCUGGUGGAAGAGUUAAAAGAACAGAAUCAAAAUAUGAAAAUGCAGCUAGAAACCAAGGUCAAUUACUAUGAGAGGGAAAUAGAACUAAUAAAAAAUAAUUUUGAGAAAGAAAGGAAGGACAUUGAACAAGGUUUCAAGAUCAAGAUUAGUGAAUUGGAAGAACAGAAGCAUGCCCUGGAAGAGUUGAAUGUGAAAUGCCAGGAAGUGAUUGAUGGUUUGAAAAACCAGGUUCAGAAACUAGAUCCUAUCCAAGAAAUGAAGAGAUUUGAGAAGGAGAGGACAGAAAUGGAGCAGUACUAUGCCAAAGAAAUUUCAAACUUAGGACAGAGGCUGGCUCAGGAAAGGGAAAGAUUGGAAGAUGACUCGAAAAUGAAGCAUGAAAUGGAGAUGCGUUUUAUGAGACUGGAACUGCACAGGGUUUCAGAAGACAAUAUUCUCUUAAAUAAUAAACUUGGGAAAAGUCAGCGAGAAGUAGAGGAUAUUGGUGAGACAAACAAAAAGCAGAAAAAGCACAUUGAUGAAUUGAAGAUGGAAAAAGAGAAGGCAAUGUAUGAAAUAAAAGAAUUAAAUGACCUGAACAAAUGCUACAAAGAGGAAAUCCUACAGCUGAACACCAGGACUGCUCAGCUAAGCCAUGAAUUCUUUGAAUUAAGCAGCAAUAAUAAAGCCAGUCAGAAAACAAUCAAGAUACUGAAUAAGAGGUUUGUUGAAUUGGAGAGCCAAAAAGAACAAGAAGUUAUGGUAGCCAAGCAACUUCAGGAGGCCUCUGCUGAGCUGACAAAGGAACAUUUUCAGCAGCAGUUGACAUGGCAGGGCGAAAAGGAAUUGCUAAGCCAAGAGCUGAAGUCACUGAAGGAAAAGCUAUUAGAAGCCAACACAAGAUUAUGCCUAGCUGAGUCUCAGCAUGCACAGCAGCUGCAACAAGUAAAAACCCAGAUGGACAAAACCAUACCUAAGGACCAUCUUGUGGACCUUGAAACCAGAUUGGCAGAAGAACAGAAAACAGUUAGAAAGUUGCAAGGAGAUCUGAACUUCCAGGGAGAACAGAUGAAAUGGCAACUGGCCAUUUAUCAAGAAGAAUAUGAAAACUCACGUAGAAUAAUGGAGGAGAGGUUGGGGGAAGUAGAAAUGAAUCUGAAGAAUACACAAAUUUUGCUUCAGGAAAAGAUGGUCCAAAUUAAGGAGCAAUUUGAAAAAAAUGCCAAGUCUAAUCUAUUGCUGAAGGACCUGUAUGUGGAAAAUGCACAUCUGAUGAAAAUGCUACAGGUUACAGAACAGAUGCAGAAGAGCACAGAAAAUAGAAACUUAAUUCUAGAAGAAAAAAUUUCAUCCCUGAAUAAGCUAGUUGGAGAAAUCACAUUCGCAUCUCAAUGAAUUAGUUAUUAACUUAAUUUACCGUAUUUUUCCGACUAUAAGACACUUUUUUCUAAAAUCCUUAUGCUCAAAAUUG
This is a messenger RNA of Python bivittatus (Burmese python), 3655 nucleotides long. RefSeq names its product ninein like (gene NINL). Gene Ontology annotation, biological process: microtubule anchoring at centrosome. Gene Ontology annotation, cellular component: centrosome. NCBI's taxonomy places the organism in Eukaryota, Metazoa, Chordata, Lepidosauria, Squamata, Pythonidae. Gene Ontology annotation, molecular function: calcium ion binding. The record is from RefSeq and is a predicted model, not a curated record.